AUGUACGGCAGGGCGACGGCCAAGAGCCAACAUCCACACUCGGCCCUCACGGAUUUCCUUGCAUCGAAUAAUAUCUCUGCCGCCCAGAUCCAAGACGACUACAACCGCCGGGUCGCAGAAGCCGCAAGAGCCGAGGCCGAUGAAGAAGAACAGCAAGAGGAACAGGCUGAACGCGAGGCGGAUCCAGACCACGAAGAGCUCGGCUCUGAAGUCGAGGAGACACCUGAAGAGAAGACCCGCAAGCGCAAGCGACAACAGGCCAUCGAGAAGCUUAAAAGGAGCAAGGAAUUUGCCCGGCGGAAGGCUCGGCGGACUGGGGAUCCAGGCGAUGAUGCCGAUGCUGACGAAGCCCUGGCAGAUCAGAUGAUGAGUGAAAAGUCGCGCCCCAUCCCUGGCCAGCUGGAGAACUGUGAGAUCUGUGGCAAGCGGUUCACGGUCACCCCUUAUAGCAAAACUGGUCCGGAGGGAGGUCUACUAUGUGCCUCUUGCUCAAAGAACCAAAAGGAGGGCAACAAAAAAGCACCUCCUAAGAAGCGUAACUCGGGGAUUUCUCGGCGUCAGAAUCAGAAUGCUCUCUUGGAUGGACAUGUCCGCAACGGUCCCCGAUCCUUGCUGGAAAUAUGCAUCAAGAAAGUUGCCGACAAUAUAGAUGAUGUGGAGGAGUUCGGUGAUCUCCCACCUCCUGUUAUGCUCAAAAUUAGUCAUAUCUUGUCCAGGCGACGCGCCAUAACCCCCAAGAUCCUGGAUCUCUUCUUACGACCGCAUCACCGGACGCUCGAUAUCUAUGACUGUGCUAAGCUUGAUACAAACGACUAUCACAAGAUCCUUGCCACAAUGCCCAGUCUGACCAGACUAAAUCUCCGCUUCGUCACUCCGAUGAAAGACCAGAUCUUGGAGUACAUGAUUGACAAGGAUAUCAAACUUGAGGAUCUACACUUGGACUCUCCGAAUUUGGUAUCUGAUGCUUGUUGGAGGAAGCUUUUUUCUCGGAUAGGUCCACGUUUAAGGAGCUUGAAGUUAUGGAACCUCGACUCUGCAUUCGACGACGAAACAGCCCAAGUAAUGGCUCAAAGUUGUAGGUCUCUGCAACGUUUGAAGUUGAAGUACUUCUGGAAACUUGGUGAUGAGGCCCUUCGGGCGAUCUCGGCUAUGGAGACCUUGGAGCACUUGUCUCUCCAGUUCAUGCAAGAAACACAGCCGGAGUCUAUCUUGCACUUGGUCUCUGCACUAGGACCGAACCUUCGCUCUCUGUCCCUCGAAAACUUCGAGCUUGCCGAUGACAGGCUUGUGCAAGGAAUUCACAAUAAAUGCCGAAAUCUCUACAAGUUCCGCCUUACUCAUAAUUCUGUUAUCACUGACCAGGCACUAGCGGAGCUUUUUCGCGGCUGGUCCAAUCCGGCCUUGAGCUAUAUAGACUUUUCCUCUCUUCGUGACGUGGACAUGGCUAACCCCGAUGGACCUGAAGAACCAAUCGGACUCGCCUCGAAUGGGUUCAUGGCUCUGAUGGAACACUCGGGCUCUAAGCUGAAGUCUUUGAACGUCUCCUCAUGCCGCCACAUUAACCGUGAUGCAUACGAAGAAGUCUUCGGACCGGAUAAGCGCUACCCCCAGCUGAAAUCACUCGAUAUUUCUUUCGAUGGACAUGUAGAUGACUUCAUUGCCCAGUCUAUUUUCCGUUGCUGUCCGGCUCUCAAAAAGAUGGUGGUCUUUGGCUGCUUCAAGAUUCGCGACCUGGUGGUGCCGAAGGAUGUGGCGGUUAUUGGUACCGUUGGAGCGAAGUUGACUGUUGAUGGAGCGGUGCAGGUAUAG
Molecule: messenger RNA, 1809 nt
Organism: Penicillium chermesinum
Lineage: Eukaryota; Fungi; Ascomycota; Eurotiomycetes; Eurotiales; Aspergillaceae
Gene: rad7
Exons: 6
Coding region: 1-1809 (602 amino acids)
Biological process (GO): SCF-dependent proteasomal ubiquitin-dependent protein catabolic process
Cellular component (GO): SCF ubiquitin ligase complex
Source: RefSeq, a predicted model, not a curated record